Molecule: messenger RNA, 2129 nt
Organism: Bactrocera oleae (olive fruit fly)
Lineage: Eukaryota; Metazoa; Arthropoda; Insecta; Diptera; Tephritidae
Gene: Ir85a
Product: Ionotropic receptor 85a
Source: RefSeq, a predicted model, not a curated record
UCCGCUCGUCCAGGCGCGAUGCCACUCUCGCUUUUGUACUGUAUCUUCGGUAUCUCUGUCGUCCCGCGGCUUGGAGCGACGGCGUGGUUGGGAAGUUUUCAACCAGUAAAUGGCACGGCCAAUACUACGCUGAUUGAAGGUGCUGGUCAGAUUUUAUGUAGUUUUCACACGAAAGUGGUCUAUGUAUAUUUCGAAAAUGGUACCUCUUCCGGUUAUUCGGGUGAUAUAUUACGUUAUUUAAGUGAUUGCGGUACUUCAUACAUUACAUUAAGGAAUCGUAUUAAAACCGCACCGUUGGAGCUCAUCAAAAACGAUGGUAUACUACUGUAUCUGGUAAUGAUCUUUCACGAUGCUUCCCAACGGGUCGAUCUUGGCAUUCUACGCAAAAAAUCCUCAGCUAAGCACCUCUCCCAUGUCAUCAUGCUCAUUAUAAAUUCAAAUACAGUGACAGAGAGUUGGUUGCGUCACACCUUCACGAUCUUUUGGCAAAUUUGGUUUCUCAACAUUGUGAUCAUGUUCAAACGAGACAAUGUGUUGCAAAUCUAUAGAUACAAUCCUUUCGCAGAUGAAUUCCUUAUACAUAUUCAGCUGGACAACCAGAGAUUUCCAAAGAAAGAUGAUCUCUUUCCAACGAAUUUGCCGAAUAUGGGAGGCAGGCCGUUACGAGUGUGCAUGUAUCACGAUGAGGUGCGUGCCAUUUUCGAAGAUGAAAACGAUGGUCAGAAACUAAUUGGAAGUGAUGCUUUGAUGUCACAGUUCAUUGCGGAACGCUUAAACGCCACGCGUAUCAUACACCGUGUUAGUAUGUUCGGUAACUUUACGCUAAAAGCAGAUAUUUGCUUUAAAGAAAUCGCACAGGAAUUAGAUGAUGUAGCAUUUAAUAUACGUUUUCUGGCAGCGCCAACUUUUUCCGAACAAGCCGAAUAUACGAUCGUUCACAGUCGUGAUAGUCUAUGCGCUUUGGUGCCGAAGGCGAAAAUAGCGACGACAUUUUGGAAUUUAUUUCGCUCGUUCACUAUUACCGUUUGGCUGACGAUUUUACUGUCGAUUCCACUCGCCUAUAUCUUUUGUAACUUAGUACAUCUGCGCCUGAACAAAUCGGAAUUCGAUCUACUUCAACUGUAUGCCAUUACAUUAACAAUGCCCUUGACACGUAUACCCACACGCACGCCGCUGCGCAUUUUCCUCUUCUUCUGGCUGUUCUACGGCAUGUUAAUUUGCAAUGCAUUUAAAGGCAAUCUCACAAGCAGCCUUGUUUUUCGCACAUAUCUUGAGGACGUGAAUACCUUGAAGGAUUUGGCUGAGUCGCCGUAUUAUUUGUUAACCUAUAUCAGACAUACCAAACAUUUAGAUCGUUUUCUGAAUGUCAGUGAUCCAUAUGAAGCCAUUAUCAAACGUAAAAUAGUUGUUGUGCCCGAUGAAGAACUUUUGACUGGAAUAAAAAAGAAUAACCGCUCGUACGCAUAUGUUCAGAAGUAUCACUUUGCUGCAUUCUACGCUAAUGCUCGCGUUCACUCUUUACGCGGAAGACCCUUAUUCCAUGUGAUGUCCGCUUGCUUGGUACCUUUUCACGCCGUCUACAUCGUGCCUUAUGGAUCACCUUAUUUGGGUUUCAUCAAUAGGCUAAUACGCAGCUCUCACGAGUUCGGCUACAGUAUCCAUUGGGAAAGCCUCAUGAAUGCGGCCUUCAUAGAAUCAGGAAAGAAAAGUAUCCGCAAUGUGAUGAAUGAUGACGACCCAGUUGUACUUAAAUUGGGCCAUUUUCAGGCAGCUUUCGGUAUAUUAUUUGUUGGCCUCACAAUAGCAUCCUUUGCAUUUGUGUGGGAAAUAUUAGGACAACCAGACUUUAAACACAUUCUUAGAAGUUUAUAUUAAAUGAUGGCUUGUCGCUUGGAAGCACAAAUAUACAAACAUUGCGAAGCAUUCAUUUAAAUUCGCAAAAGCAAUCACCGAAGACAAAAACAAAUAUAACAUAUCGCGCAGUUCAAUACAGAAAUCAUGCAAUCUUGGUAUUUUAACUCACCAUUUUUUUCUCUUCUAAGAGUCUAUUCGCUUCUUUCAGCGCGAUAACUUCAUUUGUCAGUCUUUGUACUUCAUAGUUGGUCGCAUUGCCAACUAUGGAAGCAUUU